Diceros bicornis minor is the source of this 2872-nucleotide messenger RNA. RefSeq names its product neuronal PAS domain protein 1 (gene NPAS1). The coding region runs from base 785 to 2566 and encodes 593 amino acids. Gene Ontology annotation, molecular function: protein dimerization activity; DNA-binding transcription factor activity, RNA polymerase II-specific; RNA polymerase II transcription regulatory region sequence-specific DNA binding. Gene Ontology annotation, biological process: regulation of transcription by RNA polymerase II. The record is from RefSeq and is a predicted model, not a curated record. The transcript is spliced from 11 exons. NCBI's taxonomy places the organism in Eukaryota, Metazoa, Chordata, Mammalia, Perissodactyla, Rhinocerotidae.
AAGACCUAAUGGAACACCUUCCUGGUUCUGGGGGAGCUGGAUACCAGGACACUGGGUCCUGAGCGUAGCGUCCACCCGGGGGGCGUCCUCGGGCCGAGGCUGUGGCUCCCACGCCCCGGUCUUCGGAGAGGAAGUUGUGGUUGCGGAGAUUUGGCGGCCCGGACACGUGGCGCCACCUGCGAGGGGCUGGGGGUGGUCCUUGGGCAGAGCACGGGCUGGGGUCCCUGCCCUCCGCCCUCCUCCCUCCUCAGCCCAGCCUGGAAAAUAGGCGCAUCGCAGAUGCGGGGAAGCAGACUCCUGGGAUGGGCUGGGGGAUGGAUCCCCGGGGCAGAGGGCUCUGCGGGCUGGAGGGGGCGCGCCCGGGCCCGGCGAGGCGCGCGCCCCCCGCCCGCCUUGGGCAUGCUUGGCACGCAGCGCGCGGGCCGGUCGGAUCCGUAUGCGCGCCGCGUGCGCCUAUUGGUAUGCGGGAGCCGGCCCGGCGCGGGCGUGAGGCGGGCGCGCUGGCGGGCGGCGCGGGGGAGGCGGCGGCGGGGCACGUCCGCGCCCUGAGCUUCGCCCGAGACCCGGCCAGGGUGACAGCUGCAGGCUCUGUGCCGGAGCCUCCAGGGAGGGGAAACUGAGGCACGCUCCAGCGCCAGCUCCGUGCUGGUACCCUGAGCUCCGCACGGGCCUCAGUUUCCCCGCGGAUCUCCCGGGGGCCCCCUCUGGCUCCCUCCCACCGCAGGAGGCGCGGAUCUCGAGACCCGCAGGCUGCUCCGGGCCCGCCUGAGCGGCCCCCGUGGAGAUGGCGGCCCCCUAUCCCGGCGGUGGCGGCGGAGGCGAGGCCAGACGCGGGGGAGGCCGAGGCGGCAGCAUCGCGUGGGACUUUCUGCCCGGGCUCGUGGUCAAGGCCCCGCCCGGACCCUGCCUGCAGGCGCAGCGCAAGGAGAAGUCCCGGAACGCGGCGCGCUCGCGGCGCGGAAAGGAGAACCUGGAGUUCUUCGAGCUGGCCAAGCUGCUCCCGCUGCCCGGAGCCAUCUCGAGCCAGCUGGACAAGGCGUCCAUCGUGCGCCUCAGCGUCACCUACCUCCGCCUGCGCCGCUUCGCCGCGCUGGGGGCGCCGCCCUGGGGGCUGCGGGCCGCGGGGCCGCCGGCCGGCCUGGCCCCAGGCCGCAGGGGCCCCGUGGCACUGGUCUCCGAAGUCUUCGAACGGCACCUGGGAGGACACAUUUUGCAGUCCCUGGACGGCUUCGUGUUUGCCUUGAACCAGGAAGGGAAGUUCCUCUACAUCUCAGAGACGGUCUCCAUUUAUCUGGGCCUCUCACAGGUGGAGCUGACGGGCAGCAGCGUCUUUGACUACAUCCAUCCGGGGGACCACUCCGAGGUGCUGGAGCAACUGGGGCUGCGGGCCCCCACCCCCGGGCCCCCCACCCCACCUUCCGUCCCGUCCUCUUCCUCCUCCUCCUCCUCCUCGCUUGCGGAUACCCCCGAGAUCGAGACCAGCCCCGCCGAGGCGCCCGCCUCCUCCUGGGUGCAGGAGCGCUCGUUCUUCAUCCGCAUGAAAUCCACCCUCACCAAGAGGGGGCUGCACGUGAAGGCCUCAGGGUACAAGGUCAUCCACGUGACCGGCCGCCUGCGGGCCCGCGCCCUGGGCCUCGUGGCCCUCGGCCACACGUUGCCCCCGGCGCCGCUGGCUGAGCUGCCGCUCCACGGACACAUGAUCGUCUUCCGGCUCAGCCUGGGUCUCACCAUCCUUGCUUGUGAGAGCAGAGUCAGCGACCACAUGGACCUGGGGCCCUCGGAGCUGGUGGGCCGCAGCUGCUACCAGUUUGUCCACGGACAGGAUGCAGCCAGGAUCCGCCAAAGCCACCUGGACCUGCUGGACAAGGGUCAGGUGAUGACCGGUUACUACCGCUGGCUGCAGCGCGCCGGGGGCUUCGUGUGGCUGCAGUCCGUGGCCACCGUGGCCGUGAGCGGGAAGAGCCCUGGGGAGCGCCACGUGCUCUGGGUCAGCUAUGUGCUCAGCCGAGCCGAGGGCAGCCAGACACCUCUGGACGCCUUCCAGCUUGCAGCCAGUGUGGCCCAUGAGGAAGUGCCCAGCCCGGAGCCAGAGCCCACAGAGCCAGAGCCUCCAGCGGAAGGGAAGCAGGCUGCACCCUCGGCCAAGGAUGAGGAGGCCCCCCAGACCCGGGGCAAAGGCAUCAAAGUGGAGCCCGGGCCCGGGGACACUAAAGACCCGGAGGACAGUGGGGACGAGGAACCGUCCAGCCAGCCAGCCCCGCUGCGGCCUGAGUUCACCUCCGUCAUCCGGGCGGGGGCCCUGAAGCAGGACCUGGCGCGGCCGUGGGGCCUGGCGCCCCCUGGGGGCCCGCCCCCUGCCCUGCUGCACGCCGGCUUCCUGCCGCCCGGCGUCCGGGGCCUGUGCACGCCGGGCACCAUCCGCUACGGCCCCGCGGAGCUGGGCUUCGUGUACCCACACCUGCAGAGGCUGGGCCCCGGCCCCGCCUUCCCCGAGGCCUUCUACCCCACGCUGGGCCUGCCCUACGCGGGGCCCCCGGGCACCAGGGUGCCGCGGAAGGGGGACUGAGGACUGGGAGAGGCGCCUGCAGACUGGACUCUGGGGAUGCGUGGGGCCCAAGGGGCCAGGGCUCUCAGCCCCAUCGGCCCUGCCUGAGAAUGAAACACCUGCCCCGCCCUGUGGCUCCGUCUCUGGGCGCCGUGGAGCUCCUCUCUCCUUCCUUCUCCUUCUUGGUGACUCCACCUGCCUCUGUCGCCUCCCAGGCCACCUGUCCCUUCCCUCCCCCCGCGCUCCAUGCCCCUCCAGGCCCAGCCUUCCCCGGGUAGCAGGAACCACACGGGGAAUCGGGAGCGAGGGAAGGGUCAGGUUUUAAUG